This is a messenger RNA of Physcomitrium patens, 4118 nucleotides long. The record is from RefSeq and is a predicted model, not a curated record. NCBI's taxonomy places the organism in Eukaryota, Viridiplantae, Streptophyta, Bryopsida, Funariales, Funariaceae.
GCUACUUCACUAGACUAGCCUUCACUAAGCGACAACUGAAACGCAAGAGUAAUUCCCAAACCAUUCAGACCGCUUUUCACAACCACGUCUAAGUUAAGAAAACGGAAGAAAAGAACAACCGCUCUCUGUCCCAUACGGAGACUACCGUCCAUUCUUUACAGCCGUGCAAAAGGCGAACUAAGCGGAGACCAGUAAUGGUAAAAAAACAAAAAACAGACAUAAAACAAACUACAUGAUGUGUAUGGAGAACCAUUUCCGUAAUAGUCGAAAGGGGAGAAAACACUGAAAUCCACAGGAAGGGACCCUACCAUUCAAGUGGGUGCCAAUAAGAAGCAAGCAAAUCACAGCCAAUGGCAACGCCGAAAGAGAACCACAACACCACAAAACCACAGACAAUCUCCGAAAUCACUGAGCCCAGCAAGAACGGUCACGACCAUGGCAUCUUCGAGCACACUUUGGAAAUGCGAGGGGCUUUGCUAGUGGCCGAUCGAUGAAGGAGCGUGCAAGCGAGUGAGGGAGAGAGAGAGAGGCGGACUCACACAGAUACUAUUCCCAUGUGAACGACGCAGCAGUCAGUAGCAUUCCGCCGCCGUCGCCACAGGGCCCCCGAUCCCUGGCGACUUUGCUCGGGUGUGGCACAGCAGCAGCGCAAGAGGGAUUUGGCGCAGCGUCGAAGCUCUACCCUGGGCGUCUCUUGGAAUCCGCCGAAAGACGACAGCAGCUCUCUGUUGGGAGAGUGGGUUCCGCCACCCGGGUGGAAGUGUCAUGGCUUAGCGCGAUUUCAGAGACGGUUUUUUAGCGACGAAAGCUCUGGCAGUGCAGUGCAGUGCGCAUGGGAUUCGUUGCUGAGGCGGAGAGCGAGAGGUUUACCUUUACGCUGAAUCAUGUGCGCAGGUUUUGAGUGGGACUUUUCGGGUUGAAUUUCAGGACCAUUGGAGACGUAGUGGGAGGUUUAAGAAAGCUGAGAAUUUAGCGUGAAUUCUCUUCGUGGGCUAUUAGGUUCACAUGGUUUUAGAAGGAAUGGAGUGUUUGUAAUGGAUGCGAGAUAGUUUUCUUUUUAAUAGUCGUAGUUUCGGUAGUGGAAACGACGCCGAAAGUCCUCAUGAAGCAUUGAGAGAGAGAGAGAGAGAGAGAGAGAGAGAGAGGGAGGGAGGGAAAAACCUCUUCGUCGUGCUCAUUCAAUGCGUUUUCAUGCACUGAUUGUUAGCACGCAGGCGAUAGAGAAGCUUGCUAUAGUUUUUUUGAAGUCCCGGGAUGCGACCAUUGGCUGGGACCUUUGUAGGAAGGCAGCGCGGUGCAAUCUACGUAGCAUUGGUAAAUGUGCAUAAUUAAGAGAUGCGCUUCACGAAAGGGUUACAAGCUAACCUGGCCUUGCAGAAAUUGCAGUUUAGAGGUGUUCAACUAUCCAAAACGCAGAUGGAUCGCUUGGCAAGCUCACCAAUGGCUCAAUUUCUGUAUGGGGGUGCUCGUCCCUGUUACACUCGCUGCAAGUCUACAGAUGCGGUUGAGUCUCUCACCUCGCCAGCCUCAACGUCCUUGAAGCCCUUUGCCGCCCGCUAUCAUGCUUCCAGCACGAAGACUUCUUCGUCUGUGUUGAAUGGCUUUGGCAGGGCUGUCAUGGGUUGUGGCCAGGAUUUUCAAAGCUUCAUGCUUUGUGUCCGUCGUGGGUAUUUGCAAGAACGAGCCCGUAGCAUUGUUUGUGCUAGUGGAAGCGGCUUUCAAGGGGGAGGCAAUGAAAGCAACGGCUCUGAAACCGAAUCUUCUGAUGCUUCUGUACACGGUCGCGGCCCUCCCCAUGGGGAUGAUUUGGAUGCGUGGAAUAAUUGGCAUGCUGUAUUACCAGAGAAUGAUGGGCGGAAUCAUCCAGUGCCUGCUGUUGAUUUGUUCCGAGUGAUCGAAAGUUCUAAGGACAGCAAGUUUGACAUUGACUAUUUGGGGGAAAGCACGAAAGGUGACAUGAACGUAAGGCCUGAAGCUUUUGAGUAUGGCGAUUCUAGCUUACAAGAAGUUGCUGCGUCAUUGGAUGGUUCUUUAGAGGAAAUUGCAAAAGCAGAAGCUAAGGAAGCGGAGGCAUUGCUUGAUGCUUUAAAGAUUCCGAGACGCUUUCCUCAUGGUGUUGCUUCUAGGGGUAUAUUCUGCAGUCGCACUUUAAGCUUACGGUCGAUCACUACUAUUGGUUACGACAUGGACUAUACUCUAAUUCACUACAACGUUCAUGCCUGGGAAGGGAGGGCUUACGAAUACGGAAUGAAUAAUCUUCGUUCUAUGGGUUACCCAGUGGACGGCCUCAAAUUUGACCCAGAGCUGGUUAUUCGAGGAUUAGUACUUGAUAAAAAGAGGGGGAAUCUUGUGAAGGCUGACCGUUUUGGUUACAUAAAGCGAGCAAUGCACGGAACCAAGAUGCUCUCAAAUCGAGAAAUCAGUGAGCUCUAUGGUCGUGAACUCGUGGAUUUGCGAGAUGAGGGGCGCUGGGAGUUUCUGAAUACUCUUUUCUCAAUAUCUGAAUCAGUAAUGUUUAUGCAGAUGGUGGAAAGGCUUGAUGAGGGCUCUUUGCCUCCUGAGAUUGGCCCAUUGGAUUACAAAGGCUUGUAUGCGGUGGUGUCAAAGUCGCUUUUCAAGGCUCACGUCGAAGGUCAAUUAAAGGCAGAAAUCAUCAACAAUCCAGAGUUAUUUAUUGAACUUGAUCCUGAGCUCCCUUUGGCUCUGUUGGAUCAAAAGGAGGCUGGCAAGAGGUUAUUGCUCAUUACAAAUUCUGAUUAUCUUUACACGAACAAGAUGAUGCAAUACGCUUUUGAUAAAUACCUCCCAGAUGGCAUGGGUUGGCGAGCUCUCUUUGAUAUGGUUAUUGUUUCUGCUAGGAAACCUGAGUUCUUUCAAAAAUCCAAUCCUCUAUAUGAAAUUGUGACGGAAGAAGGCCUAAUGCGCCCUUGCUACAAGGCCACAUCAGGUGGGCUUUACUGUGGAGGUAGCGCCCUGAUGGUGGAAAAAGCACUCGGCUUUCAUGGCGAUGAGACACUAUAUGUUGGUGAUCAUAUUUACACAGAUGUGAGCAUGUCAAAAGUGCACUUGAGAUGGAGGACAGCCCUUAUCUGUCGCGAGUUAGAGAAAGAGGUGAUGGCUCUUGCGCAUGGAAAGGACCAUAGAGUUAAAUUGAUCGAGUUGAUGAAUCAAAAGGAAGCUGUUGGGGAUGUAUUCAAUCAGCUUCGGCUUGCAUUACAACGUCGCACUGCUGGGAGACCAGCACAGACAGAUAAAAUAACAAAUUUGGAUGAGAGAGAUCUCGCAGAGAACAUGCAGAAGCUGCUCGUUCUAAUGAGCAGGCUAGAUCAGAGAAUUGCUCCUAUGUUGGAUGCUGAUGGAGAGUACUUCAAUCAAAGGUGGGGUUACUUGUCUCGAGCAGGACUGUGGGAUAAAAGUCACCUCACUCGGCAAAUUGAAAAGUAUGCGGACAUUUAUACUUCACGCGUUUCCAAUUUCUUGCGAUAUUCUCCAUUUAUGUACUUUCGGUCGCAGUCCCAGACAUUAGCACAUGACGUCGAAGCUGAAUCACCUGAUGUCGAAAAUGGUAAAGACGAGCUACCUACUAUGAACAACGGAAGCAACUCGGGAAAUUUUGAGGGACUGGUGGAGUCAACUGAAUCAGUAACGCCCAGUAGGAGGUAGCGUUGAUCAGCAACUCUGAUCCUUCCAGUAGCUCUCGGUGACACAAAAGUUCUCGAAACAUCCCAAGUAUUUCCUGAUGAGACGCGCAUUGUAAAAUAUCGUGGAGGUAGAGCUGCGCUUCAUGAUCAUGAGUUGUGGGUGCGUUCUCAUGGAAGGCAUGAAUUUCCUUAGGUUUGAUGUACCCACAUUUUGUAGCUCAUUCAGUAUUUUAUAAUCUGGAGUAAUUCUGGAGUCAGAUGCGUCCUCUUUAGAUACUAGCCUUAGUAAGCCAGACCUUGAACUUCUCACCUUGCGUUGAUUAUUGUUCUUUCAGUUUGUCGGUUAUUAAUUGCAUGGUAUAGCAUUCAUAACUUGAGAGAACAUGAAUGAGUGAAUCCACACACCUUUAAACUGUACUCCUUAAGCUCAUAGUUUUAAUCUGUAGUAGCUCCUAUUGAUUCGGUAUCUUGUUCCUA